This is a messenger RNA of Exophiala bonariae, 237 nucleotides long. RefSeq lists its product as uncharacterized. Lineage: Eukaryota; Fungi; Ascomycota; Eurotiomycetes; Chaetothyriales; Herpotrichiellaceae. The record is from RefSeq and is a predicted model, not a curated record. The transcript has 2 exons. Bases 1 to 237 code for a protein of 78 amino acids.
AUGGACCGCCAUCUCGAGCGAAUCAAAGACGCGAUUACUCUCCUGCCAGACCCUGCGGGAGCGCCACCUCAAGCGAGCCCCUGUAUGAAAGAACUCGGUCAGGACUUGCAAGCCGAAGAUAGUGUUUUCAAGAAAUCCGGAAAUGGCGGUAUCAAUGGAGAACUUCUGAAACAGUUAGCCGGACUUGAGAGGCAGCUCGAAGAGCAAACAGAGGCCAGCAAAGCUCUUCAAGCCUAG